Messenger RNA from Drosophila grimshawi, 1726 nucleotides. RefSeq lists its product as uncharacterized. The record is from RefSeq and is a predicted model, not a curated record. NCBI's taxonomy places the organism in Eukaryota, Metazoa, Arthropoda, Insecta, Diptera, Drosophilidae. The transcript has 3 exons. The coding region runs from base 341 to 1699 and encodes 452 amino acids.
AGUGGCUCAGUUGUCGUUGUGCAGCUCGCAGCGCGGUUUCUAAGUUGAUGCAGUGCAACGCAUUUUGCAACAAUAACAAAAACAGCAACAAGCAACCAAAUUGAAAACGAAAAUUUCUUUUGGUGGCACAUAAAGAAGCAAAAAUCAAUGGCAUAGGCAAAAAUAAUUAUUAUACAAUAAAAAUACUGCAUGUAAGAGCAUGAGCUGUGCCCAAUUGAAAAACUGUGUCACUGGCGCAAUGUCUCUAAAAUGCUGCACUUGCUCAAACCAAUAAAUUCGGCACACAAUUCGCUAUUCGACACCAAUUCAGACUGCCAAUCAGUUGCGAUCGGGCGACAAAAUGGCAACAAUUGAGCUGACAACAACAACAACAACAACGGCAACAGGAUCAUCAAAUGGCAUCAUUUCAUUGGCCGGCAUUAGUCCCUAUGAGGAAGACGUUGAGUAUUUGCGCAAAUUGUUUCGCGAUAAGAAUCUGUUCAACUUUGACAUUGAGCAAAUUGCGUGCAGCGCGGGCAGCAGCAGCGGCGACAAUUACAUGUCCUUGGUGAAGCGUGUCACAAUUUACGAUGCGAGGACAACGAAAGGCGACAGUGAAAUGGCCGUCGCCGCAGCAAGCUGCUCGGUCAUCGUCAAGCGUCAAAUUGCGAGCAUCUCUCGCCGUCAGCUUUACCGUUGCGAGGAGGCGUUCACCAAUGAGAUCAAUGUGUAUAGGCACGUGGUGCCGCUGCUCUGUCGCUACAGUCGCCAACCGCUGUUCCCGCAGUGCCACAUCGCCGCCACAGACGAUGGCAGUCCCAGUGGCGAGCCCAUAAUUGUGCUCGAGGACCUCAAGGCAUUGGGAUUCCGCAUGAAGAACAGAAUGGCUUGCCUGGAGCUGCGACAUUGUCUACUGGUCACUAAGAAACUGGCACAGUUGCAUGCCGCUUCGCUUGCCGCCCAGCAGCUGGAAUCCGCUCAUUUUGCGGAGCAGUGCGCGCACAUGAGCGAAAUUGUUUAUUGCCCGGAUGCGGAGGAUUUUUACUCACGUAUACUGGACACAUCGGUGCAGCAGGCGCUUGACAGCCUCAAUGCCUCCAAUGCGAAUGGUGAACUGUCGACACCCAUUCGCCUUAUUGAGCAGCUGCGACCGAAGCUCUUUGGCCAGCUACAGCACAGCAUCAAUGCGGCGGCAGCAACGCCAUUCAGCGUGGUCUGCCACGGUGACUUGUGGCUGAAUAAUCUAAUGUUUCGCUCGCAACCCGACGAGGUCAUCUUUUUCGAUCUGCAGGCGAUGCGAUGUACCUCGCCCGUCUUUGAUAUACUGCAUUUCAUUUACACCAGCACGCGGCGGCAUUUGCGCGAUGUCCACACGGACACAUUGCUGGCUUCCUAUGCUGAUGCACUGCAUCGGGAGCUGGGCCAGCAGUUGAGGCAUACUCCGGCUGCGAAUCAGUUGGCUGAAUUGUGUGAGACAUUUUCGCUGCAGCGGAUCAGCGAGGACUAUGUGCGUCAUGUGCACUAUGGACUGGCCAUAUCGAUGUGGAUAUUGCCAGCGGUCACUUUCGAUCCCGACAACAUACCCGAUCUAGAUGUGAUAAGCGAACAGAAUCUAAACGGCAAAGAGAUUAACUGUACGCAGAAGCUGACGCCGGAGUACCAUCAGCGGAUCAAAGAAUUGGCGCUGGAGUUCUACGAGCAUGGCUAUCUGGACGUAUAAAUAUAUUUAGUAUUCAUAGUUAUAUAA